Molecule: messenger RNA, 3762 nt
Organism: Polypterus senegalus (gray bichir)
Lineage: Eukaryota; Metazoa; Chordata; Cladistia; Polypteriformes; Polypteridae
Product: ras-related protein Rab-37-like
Exons: 9
Coding region: 503-1195 (230 amino acids)
Biological process (GO): regulation of exocytosis; protein secretion
Cellular component (GO): Golgi apparatus; endosome
Molecular function (GO): GTP binding; GTPase activity
Source: RefSeq, a predicted model, not a curated record
GCCCGCCCGCCGCACUUCAGACAAAGCAGCGGAUCGGCGCCAGUCGCUCGAACGGAGGAUGCGCGCCGCGCUCUCAGGGACGCUCGCUGGCCACCGCGCUGGACUUCCGCCUCUGCGAGCUGUCGGCGCUUCGGCUUUCUGAGGCUGCGCCGCCUUCUUCUUCUUCUUCUUCUUCUUCUUCUUCUUCUUCUUCGUCUUGUUCGGCUGCUGCUGCUGCUGCUGCUGCUAUUACCGCUCCUGCCCGGCGGCUUCCUCCUGCAACGUGUUGCUUGCUUCGUCUCCUCGCCUGGCGCCGGACAUCUGACGGGGGCUCCUUUACCUUCAUCGCAAAGUGUGCCCAGGACCGGGAGGUGGAAGAUCAGCGCGACGGGAGGAUGUCCGGGCGGAGUUCGCCGUGAAGAAGACCUCGCCUCUCGGUUGACGCCUUCCCUUCGCUCUGCGCCCACUCCUCGACCCCGAAACUUUCUUUUUUAUUUUCCGCCCUCUCACCGAGGUGGACGGUAUGUCUGCCAAGAAGCGGCAGCAGUCGGUGAAGGAGAGCCAGGACUCGAGCUCGCCGGGAGACUCGCUCAGCAGGUCGGGCUCCACCAACGACUUCUACGACCUGACGUUUAAGGUGAUGCUGCUGGGAGACUCGGGUGUCGGGAAGACCUGCUUCCUGGUCCAGUUUAAGGAUGGCGCCUUUCUGGCUGGCAGCUUCAUUGCCACCGUUGGAAUUGACUUUCGGAAUAAAGUUGUGACUGUGGACUCCGUGAAAGUGAAGUUACAGAUCUGGGAUACCGCUGGGCAGGAAAGAUUUCGCAGCGUGACGCACGCCUACUACAGGGAUGCACAAGCUCUGCUUCUCCUGUAUGACAUCACCAGCAAGACGUCCUUCGACAACAUCAGGGCCUGGCUCACCGAGAUCCACGAGUACGCGCAGCAGGACGUGGUCAUCAUGUUGCUAGGAAACAAGUCCGACAUGUGCAGCGAGAGGGUCAUCAAGCAGGAAGAAGGAGAGCGGCUGGCAAAGGAAUACGGUGUCCCCUUCAUGGAGACGAGUGCCAAGACGGGCGUGAAUGUUGAGCUGGCCUUCCUCGCCAUCGCCAAGGAGCUGAAGCAGCGGGCCGUCCAGCAGCCCAACGAGCCCAAAUUCCAAAUCCAUGACUUCAUCGAGUCACAGAAAAAGAAGAGCAGCUGCUGCGGCUUCAUGUAGCGGUGCCAGGGCAGUGGCGGCAGCGAAAGACUGCGGGUGUGGGGUGUGGACGGGGCACAGGUACUGGGGAGCAGAGUGGCAUGCGAGCCACCCACACAGACACGGGGUCAUUAAACUGCUUGGCAUGUGCACCUGAACACACUGAGUGACCUCAUUUCAAGGGUCAAGCACAUCGGUCAGUCGGCCAUUACCAACGUCUGCCCAACCAGGAGGAUUUGGCACUUCACGUGUUGUAGAUGUGUGCCCCGCGAGACCCACAGUCAGAAGUCCUUCCAGUCUUCGAUACACGGCGAGAAGGUGAUAUUGGUGCCCACUGCCCCACUCUUCUGAUUGUGGCAUGAAGCACAGUGCCAACAUGGCUGCCUCCUAGUCCCUAAUACUAUUAGUGGGGGCACCAGUGGCAUCUCCCCCUUGCCAUCUAGAGGGCCCAUUCGUUGAACUGAAUCUGAAGCACCAACACCCCACUUAACUGGCACCUUAAAAAGAUAUUGAGACCAAGCGGAGUACCCCCUGACCAAAUUGUGCCUGCUGCUGUCUCGCCAUUCUCUACAGUCACCCAGUGCCAGUCAGGAAGUGGUCCUGGAUGGGCCAGGGCACUCACGUGUGUCCAUGACCGACCAGUUUAGGACAUCAGGAGUGUGACUCCACAUCUCUGGUGCCAGGAGGACAAUCUGCCAACAGGGAUGCAGGAGCACUGCCCACCACACUGCCAUGCUGUCCUUGGCAUGGCCAACUAGAAGAGUCUUUAAUGGGUUAUUGGUGGGCUUCCCACCCUGUUCAGGGAGCUUUCCAAGUGGCACAUCUGGGCAUUCACUUUAUUGCUCAUUCGCCUAUCAUGGGCACUCGUUCAGUGUGGGGGUUCUGCCCUCAAUGACUUUGGUUACAAACUGCACCGAUAAAUGAGGGAUGACAUUGGCACAAUUACACAUUUGCCACCUUUGGUGAAUGUUCCUCUUUGGGGACCACAGACUGGCCAUAUUGGAGGGUUGUGCCCGCUUGGGAGUCCUCUUGGGUUUCUCAAUGUGCCCACUUAGGCUCAUCACUUUUGGGCACUUCCCAUUAGGCCUUCCCAACUACCCUCUGGAUGUUCACCAGUCAGUGCCAUCACCCCUUGAUAAUCAUAUGGGCACACCUUCACAAAGAGCAUCAUGGGAGCUUGAAGACUGCCACCUGCUGGCCAGACUCUGUGCCCACAUUACGAGACCAUGAUAAACUGGAGAGAGUUGGGGGUACCACCUGGAUGAUCUGCUCUUGUGCCCUGGCCAUACGGUGGCAUCAGAUUGUUUCUGCAGGGCUGGAUGUUGUGUGCCACUCUGGGGAAUGGCCUCUUAUUUCUGUGCCCCAUUCAGCUCUUGUUGCUUGUCCCCCAUCUGAGGUGACCGGUGGCUCCUCAGUCACAUGCCAAGCUACGUUAGAUCAAGUUCUGGAUGGCCCUUGAAUAUGCUUAAGAUGAAAGGCACUAUAUAACAAGUGACUAUUAUGGUGUGCCACUAUAGAUGAUGGACGUCCUGCACUUGGCUCAUCCAGGGUCACGACUGGCACGGUGCCCCCCCUAUGAUUCUGACAUGCCUUGGCUGGGUAGGAUUGCCAUUCUAAACACAUUUAAAGUUGGGGGCCCGCCAGGAACAUGCAUGCCAGGUAGUCAAAGAAGUUCUGCUGCCAGGGUUGUGCCCCUUGUCAGCUCCUUGCACAGAACCCAUGCCCCCCAAGUCUGAAGUGACUGCUUGUUGGCUCCUCCCACGGAUGCCCCCAGUUCAAGUCCCACUGCUGCCAGAGAUAAAGGGAGAGCCUGGCACUGCGUAGCAAGACCUUCCAGAUUAAAACGUGAUUGCCCACUGAGGCUCUACUGGGUGACUUGGUGGCACCGGGUUCAAGGUCAGCUGCUGUGUGUGAGGGGCAGCAAGCUGGCCACCUUGAAGCAAAGUCAGUGGGCUAUGAGCAGCAAGAUUAAGUGUCUUGUGAUGGUGCUGGCCCUGAAAGGCGCUAUAUAAAGGGGGACGUGGUCACCUUUGCUGACCUGUCCUCUUGAUCACCUUCAUUACAUCACUUGGCAUGUGUGGGUUUUGUGCCCUCCUAGCACAGUUGCCAUGGAUUUCACAGAUUUGGGAACCGCCAUUGUUGCAAAGAGACUGGCAGGAGCAUAAGCGGCGAUGAAGGGAAUGCCAACGGAGUUAACCGUCCUGCACGUUUGAUAGGUUUGUGUAGGUCAUGUGACUUAGCACACGGAAUCGUUACAUUUAAAGUGCCCAGAAUACCACGCCAACUGAGUCCGCCCUUUUCUCUCAGAUGGCUAAUUACCGGACUUGUCCAUCUAAUGUGCCCGACUACGACGCUGAUACCAUUCAACUCCAUGACAUGCCCCUUCACGUGGUCCAGUAAACUAACCGAAGUGCCAAACGUAAUCCACAAGUAAACAGGACAGCCAUCCGAGCCGAGUGGGCACAAACGCUGUCAGACUUACUUCUUGUAACCAGUUGAUGACAUUUGGAAAAUGCCACUGCUGUGACACUGGCAUUGCCAACCCAAUAUCUUUUUCUUAGUACAAUAAUAAAGAGCCAUGUCAAUCA